Messenger RNA from Parasteatoda tepidariorum (common house spider), 1458 nucleotides. RefSeq lists its product as uncharacterized. NCBI's taxonomy places the organism in Eukaryota, Metazoa, Arthropoda, Arachnida, Araneae, Theridiidae. The record is from RefSeq and is a predicted model, not a curated record.
AUGAAGGAGUUGAAUGACUAUGGAAUAUGUGUGAAUGAUACAGAGUACAGUUCUCUAGGAGUAUCAAAUGACGUCAAAUUAUUACUUGGAGCUGAUGUGGCCGGCAAGCUUUUCACAGGCAAUGUAAAAUGUUUGAUUGAAGGUUUUGUUGCCGUUGAGUCACAUCUAGGGUGGACUCUUAUGUGGAAGAUACCUAUAAAUGAUAUUGCUGUGACGACAAAUUCUUCUCUUUCAUUGCUUUUAACUGAAGCAUCUGUGAAUCAACUGUGGUCAUUGGAUGUUUUGGGAAUCACUUAUCCAUCUCCUAAGAAAGUGCAGGCAGAGUUGCAAAGAGCUACUCAAAAGUACUUUUUGAAAGCAAUCAGACUGGAUGCAGAAAACCGUUUUGUGGUUAGCAUGCCUUGGCUGGAAGAUCAUCCUCCAUUGCCAGACAACUAUGACCUGGCGUAUAAAAGAUUGAAUUCGACUGUCAACCGGCUUGAAUCGCAGUCGAUUUAUAAAGAGUAUGAGCAAGUUUUUAAUGAAUGGAUGGAGGAAGGAAUAAUAGAAAAACCAAAUAGCACUACCAAAAUUAGACCCGUGUUUGAUGCUUCAGCUAAGGUCAAAUUUUUUCCAAGUUUAAAUGAUUGCUUAGAGAAGGGUGAAAAUCUUAUUGAAUUGAUACCAAGUAUUUUGAUGCGGUUUUGGACUGAGAGAAUUGGUGUUGUUUCAGACAUACGUAAAGCCUUCUUACAAAUCGGACUUACUGAAACUGAUAAGAAUUACUUAAGAUUUUUAUGGCUUAGUGAUACAGGCUUGAAGUUUUACAGGCAUUGCAGGGUAGUACUUGGAGUAACCUGUAACCCAUUUUUGCUGUCUUCAACUGUCAAAUACCUUCUGAUGAAUGUUUUGAAGGAAAUAAGCGAACAAAAAGCUACUUAUCCUGAAUAUGUUGUACAAAAACUAAUGAAAAGUUUUUAUGUGGACAAUUGUGUGACGAGUGUUAAGAAUACAGGAGAAUUGAAUAUGUUUGAAAGAGUUGCUACUGAAAUAAUGGCAAGUAGAAAAUUCGAUCUUAGAGGGUGGGAGUACACCGACUUAACCGAGGAAAAUUCACAACCACCUACAAAUGUUCUUGGUAUGAGCUGGGAUAAGAAAUAUGAUACUCUUCAAGUGAAUACAGGUUGCAUUAAAGAGCUUAACAUUGAGAAAGUAACGAAGAUAACCAUCCUGUCAGCUGCACAUAGACUUUUUGACCCCUUGGGUAUGAUCUGUCCUGUAACGUUGAUCCCAAAAUUGCUUCUUCAGAGCAUUUGGAAGUUGAAACUGAAUUGGGAUGAUGAUGUUGAUGAAAACACCAGAAGAGAAUUUUUAAAAUGGAUAGAAGGUGUACUGUACAUUAAGAAAAUUAAUAUUCCAAGGUAUUUUGGACUAAGUGGAUCCAAGAAGUGUUCCAUAUAUUUACCUCAAGAAUUGUAG